AUGGGCCCAUGCGCAAAAAGGUCAACUGGUCUGCCGCCAAGACGUGGCCUCAGAGACGGUGCCUGCUGCGGUUGUGCCCUCGAUCCGGUUACCGGGCCAGAGGCAUUACGCGGCUGCAAAUCGGAGUUGAGCCUCCCACUUAAGUGUGCCCGAGAGAGUGACGCGAUUGCGAUACGUCCCGGCAGAUGGGACGUCAAGCGGUGGGAUUGUAUUGGCGAACCUGUGCUUAAUCGAAACCCCCCACCGGUCCCACGCCGACCGGUGGGAGAAGACGACAGUUGUGUGAGCACACGGACAAUCGGUGGAGCGAACAAAUGGUUGAGUAGACAACCGGAUAAAGACAGGCUUUUCAUAGGCCGGCGGUACAGCCAACCGACUCGAAUGUUGCGUGAGUUAUGCCUCCGAUUGCAACAUCAACACAAUUCAACAGACUGA
Molecule: messenger RNA, 435 nt
Organism: Protopolystoma xenopodis
Lineage: Eukaryota; Metazoa; Platyhelminthes; Monogenea; Polystomatidea; Polystomatidae
Source: the annotation of a GenBank genome assembly